This is a messenger RNA of Notodromas monacha, 2638 nucleotides long. NCBI's taxonomy places the organism in Eukaryota, Metazoa, Arthropoda, Ostracoda, Podocopida, Cyprididae. The record is from the annotation of a GenBank genome assembly.
AUGGCUGUGAUCUUUUCUCACCUGAAAAAAAACAACAACAGUGCUGGUGUCGGGAGAACUGGAGCGUACAUCGCAGUGGCCGGGAUGUUGUCGCAGUUGGCAGCCGAAGGUCGAUUAGAUUUGCCGGGAUUCCUUCGCCACAUCCGGAACCAGAGAAGCUUCCUCGUGCAAACGGUGGAGCAGUACGUGAGCGUACAUGAAGUGCUGCUCGUCGCAUGUGAGAUCGGGGACACGGAAAUAUCCCUGCCUUGUUUGCAGCCGAGAUUGAAGCAAUUGUUGACCCACAAAGACAGUCUCUUCAAGCAGUGGAAGUUUCUAAAUGGACCUGGAAAGCCGAGCAAUGACGUGACAAGUGCGUUGACCGACUGCAACCGACACAAAAACCGGGAUCUAGAAUUCCUGCCGACGGAUGAUUGUCGGGUCCCUCUUACUCCUCGUCUCGUCUCCCACGACAGGGACCAAUGUGACUUCGUCAAUGCCAGUUGGACGUCAGGCUUUUAUAGCUCGAGAGAGCUCAUCAUCACGCAGCAUCCGAUGGAAAAAACAAUCGGAGAUUUCUGGAGACUCGUUUGGGAACAAAACUGCCAGACAAUCGUAUUGUUUUCUGCUCCGGAUUAUCAGUUUUACCCCUGCUUUUGGCCCGAGGCCCCCCAAGACAGUUUGCACAUCGAGGGCCUGAAAAUCACUCUGGAAGAGGAGCAUAGUUUAUGCGGGCUGCCGGAAUUGCAUCUCAAGAUGCGACCAGAACGUGACGCUGUCGCUUCGGGAGCAGUUCAGCCGGAUCAGCCGUUCUCUGUCACUUUGCUGCUUGCUCCAGGCUGGCCGCACGCCAUGGCCCACCCUGUGGCACUCGUGAAUGAAGUGACGGUGUCGCAUGCCCUGAGAUCCCGUGGUUCUCCCAUCCUCGUCGUCGACAAACUCGGUGGUGUGGAAGCUGCCACAUUUUGCACCCUGGCAACAACAUUGGCGCAGUUUGCCGAGGAAAAGCGAGGAAAUUUGUUCCAAGCAGCGGCUUUGGUGCAAAAGUCACGACCUCAUUGCUGGAGACGACAGGAGGAUUUCAACUUCAUUUAUCGGAUGGCCAAGGGACUCGAAGAGUUCUGCACGUCACGAAACGGCUACGUUCAUGCCAAGAGGAAUUCAUGGUCGUCGAUUUCGCCAUUGCCGCCGUCGGCCUUGUCUGCUGGGAUCGGAACUUUGCCCAAGUUUCCGUCCCGAGGCAUUGUAGCCCCCCAGGCGUCCCACUACGGAACUGUUUCGAGAGUGCCGACGUCACAAACGUACUUGCCGCCAUCGCACGACGUCUAUGCGAGAUUCCAGAAGGCAGGUGGCGGCGGUUCUCCGUCAGGAAUUGGCCAAUAUUCUACGCUUCCGACUAUGACUCAGAUGGACAUGUACCAACAACGACACCGACCGGAUCUCCUGAUGGCAGCAGGCAACUACAACCAAGCGUCACCAGGAAACGUAAUCACGACCUACUAUAAUCCAGGAAUGGUUUCCCACCCGAGAUCAGUGACAUCUCCGACAAAUGUCGAUUGGUCUUCUAUUUCUGUCCCGCCGAGCGUCGACAAAGGUUAUGGCAGCGGAAGUAGCAACGGAAGUGGUGUUCUGCGAAGUCUCAGCGAAGUUUCCGUCGUCACUGUCGUCGAAAAUGACGGUGGACACAGGGCACCGCCCGAAGGCAUGGAAACCGUGCUGGCAACGCUGGACUGUCAGCGGAUGAAGAACAACCAAACUGUGAACGCUCUCUAGAAGCCCACCGCUUAAACGACAAUGCGAUCUCUGUCAAAUUCUUUUAUAGGUGUCGCUUCCCUCCCCUUCUUUUUGUACCGCGCUUGAAUAAUCGACAGUCGAGACUAUAUCUUUUUAAGUUAUGCUUUUCUUUCAUGUGCUUUUUGUACUGUUCCAAAGCUCUGUGAUAUUUCUAGCCUCUUUUCGGUGGCGAGUUCACUCAACACUGCAUGACGAGGCUUGGAAACAUUUAUAAUGUACAUGAUUGAUUCCUUUACAUCCAAGAAGGUUGUUUCAGUUGUGCAAUUGUUUGGUUGAUUUUGGAAGCCGUGUGUGAGAGAUUUUUUCAUAUUAAUGGAAAAAAGUGAGCAAGUUUUUGUGAGAUGUCGUUGUGGAACAUAAUGGGGUUAGAUUUUUUGGACGACCUCCAGCAAUUGAGGAGGAAAACUAGAUCACGGUUAAUCGAGGCGUUCGGGAAGGAGUAUUGUCGUUUUUUGCCCUAUAGAGGGGAAGAAUGGAAACCACGCAUGUCGCUUGCAGUAUUUUAAGCGAUGUGAUUGACAGGAAAACGAAGGGAAAUGGUUGCAUUCUUCCGGAACGCAAUUUGUGUCAAAUUCGGUGUUCUUAAUGUGUGGCUUUUUUGCUCAAGCGAGAAACUGAGAGAAACAAUUGUUUUUUCUUCUAUCUCUUGCCCCCGUUGGCGACUCUGAACGAACAGUUCUUCGCGUGACGGUAUUUUCUCUGGUGUCCGGGUGACGAGGUUUUCUUUAGUUUCGGAAAAACAGUGUUUUAGUUCGGAUUUAUGAAUGAAUGCCCCUGUGUUCUGUAGCUUUUAGUCCGAUGAUGGAUUUUGUUUGUGAGUCAGGAAAUUUCUGUAAUGAACAGCGUUUUAUAUUCUGCUGCGAAA